AGGGAGGGAGGGAGGAGAGACCGGAGCAGUUUGAGGUUUGAGGAGACAGCGCGUUGUUGGUGGUGGUUUCAUGAGGAGGAAGAAACAGCGAGCUCUUCUUCUGCUUCUUCUACGGAUUUAAUUUAUUAUUAUCUCCCUUCAAAAUGUGCAUCCCGUGUUGCAUCUCGCAGCUGGCCUGCUGCUGCGGCUCAGCAGCCUGCUCGUGCUGCUGUAACUGCUGCCCCAAGAUCAAACAGUCCACAGGGACCCGAGUCAUGUACGCCCUCUACUUCCUGCUGGUCACCAUCAUCUGUGUCAUCAUGAUGUCCCCCACUGUGGAGGAAAAGAUGAGAGACAGUAUCCCCUUCUACAGCGAAUUGUGUGAGAAGUUGAAUGCCGGGGAGAAUUGCAAAACUCUGGUUGGCUACUCUGCCGUCUACAAGGUGUGCUUCGGCAUGGCCUGCUUCUUCUUGUUCUUCGCUAUCUUCACCAUCCGCAUCAACAACAGCACAGGCUGCAGGGCGGCCGUGCAUAACGGGUUCUGGUUGCUGAAGUUCAUUGUGCUGGCGGCGUGCUGCGCUGGAGCCUUCUUCCUCCCGGAACAGGACAUUUUUCUGGAAGUGUGGCGCUACAUAGGAGCAUUUGGCGGAUUCAUUUUCCUGCUGAUCCAGCUCAUGCUGUUGGUGGAGUUUGCACACAGAUGGAACACAAACUGGAGUUCAGGAGUGGGUUACAAUCGUAUGUGGUACGCAGCUUUGGCCUUUGCGACUCUGACGCUGUUCAGCCUUGCAGUAGGAGCCUUAGUCUUCAUGGGUGUGUUCUACACCGACCCCGAGGCCUGUUCACUUAACAAGAUCUUCCUGGGCAUCAACGGCAGCCUGUGCCUCAUUGUCUCCCUGUUGGCCAUCUCCCCAUGCAUACAGAAACUGCAGCCCACAUCAGGCCUGCUGCAGCCAGGAGUCAUCAGUUUGUACGUCAUGUACCUCACCUUCUCAGCCUUCUCCAGCAAACCAGAAGAAAUGGUGGAGAGAGAUGGUGUGAACACCACCGUGUGUGUGUUUCCCUUCGACUCUGGGAUGAAGAGCGACAAGAGUAUUGUCACAACUGUUGGAACCGUUAUCCUGUUUGGCUGCGUCCUUUACUCUUGCUUGACGUCCACCACCAGACGAAGCUCUGCGGCACUCAGAGUGUGUAGGAACAGUGAGCCAGAGGCUGAGAGAGCUCGCUGCUGUUUCUGUUUUGGAGAUGACACAGAUGAGUAUGAUGAGGAGAAGACCGGUGGAGGCCAGAACGUGGUGUAUGAUGAGAGAGAGGCAACCAUCUACAGCUACGCCUACUUCCAUUCUGUCUUCUUCCUGGGAUCCCUCUACGUCAUGAUGACCGUCACCAACUGGUUCCAUUAUGAUGACCAUAAGAUUGAGAAGCUGUUAGACGGGAGCUGGUCAGUGUUCUGGAUCAAGAUGGCCUCCUGCUGGGUCUGUCUCGUCCUCUACAUGUGGACCCUCGUCGCUCCCAUGGUCUGCCCGAAGCGCUUUGAGGCCUAGGGCCUAGGACGGACGCCCACCACUACACUACUAGAGUCAGGCAGACGUGGCCAGGCAGGAGCUCUCACGCUGAGCCAAGGGACCACCCCCCCCUCCUCCUCCCUUAUCUUGAAACACAACCCUACACUACCCUCAGCGUUCAAAAUUGGAGGAUUAUCUGUUGCCUUUGUGUUUUAUAUGCUAGUGUUUAUUUUACUUUGUUUUACAACGUUAAGCUGUUUAAUACCUUGAUGGUAAUUUUGUUAUCUUUUACUACCACUUACUCAUGGAGUUUUGUAUUACUUACAGAUUUGAAAUUGCAUGAAGAAUCAUGGGAGUUGAGUUACAUUGGGAAUCCUUACAUUGUUACAUCCGGCCCCUAUAGAUUUCUUCAUAAUUUCAGAUUUGAAAGUGUUUUUUGUAAGUAUUUCCUGUGUGUGUCCGUUUUUUUUCUUGGAUUCUCGCUUUUUACUCUCAGCCAGGCAUUUCACUUCUGUACAGUUGGACCAUAAAGUUGUAGCAAAGUUUUGGGACAAAUGUAGUUCAGGUUAGAGAUGUUACAAGAGAAAUUGUAUUUAUUUAAGUGUGUCUUAAGUAAUCAGAAAUCAUUUUGUGAAGGAAUGUGGCGUGAAUUGAAUUAGAUUUGUCCCCGACUCUGUUUAAGAACUCAUCUCUCAGGCUCACAUGUAAGCUGUAUAUGUUUGUGCUUUGUUAUAUUGCUCCCUUUUGUAGAAGUUUUCUAUGCAAACGGAACAAGCUCUUUUCGAUAUUAUACCCAGUGUUGUGAAGUUUCCACUUAGGUUACAAGGAUGUUUCACAUUUUAUUAAUGUCAGAGCUCCAUUUGAGCCAGAUCUUUUUCUUAGGAAAAUCCAUGUCGUCUGUACAACGUUUCCAGUCAUCGUUGUUGUACAGGGCAGUGCUCUUCAAAUCAACCUGCCUUAUUAUGUAAGAGUGACGUUAGUGGGGUGCUGCCUCUCUGGAAGAGCUGCAGUGUCACAGAUGAGGAUUGUUUGCCAAAGGUAGAUGUCAGAAAACAACCAACUACUCUAUCAGAACUGUUUGGUCAGUUACAGAGAAAAAAUAUAACUGAGAACAUUAUGUAUUUGCAUGCACACUUAAAGCAGCUGUUUUCUGUACAGUUAUAAAGGCUUUUGUUACAUGUGUCAGCUCAUAAUGGUGGUCAGAAAAAGGUAGCAUGAGUGCUUUUAUUAGUGAGUUAUUCAACACUGGAUGUUGAGUUUACCGACGAGUUAAAAAUUCACACAAAGACCUUCACCUGUUUACCUGUGUAACAGACUUUCUUUUUUUGCACAUUGUCAACUGCCAGUCAUUUUUUUUCUCAUUCAAAAAUAAAUCAGUAUGUCCUUUUGUCUGAUUGUGCUCCUAACAUGCUGUAUGUACAUUUUGGCUUAUUAAGUUCUGUGAUCUGUGGAAAGUUUCAUUCAAUUUAUGCUUUAUAUACCUGCAACAUCUGUGUCAUGUGACUUAUCUUUUUUUGGAAAACAUUUCUGCAUUUUAUUGGUAUGAAUGUAGAAAUUAAAUGGUGCUCUGCAGCUUUGAUAUCAAUCUUAACAAAAACUUAAAUCAGAGAGCAUGACCCACUGUGAAGGCUGUGUACUACCAUCACAGACAGGAACACUUCUGGAAGUAGUGUGUUUGAAUACAGAGAUGUGGGUGCCAUGCAGUUCAUUGUUCAAACUCUUUCAAUAAAACAUCCAUUCAACGCCA
Molecule: messenger RNA, 3231 nt
Organism: Sebastes umbrosus (honeycomb rockfish)
Lineage: Eukaryota; Metazoa; Chordata; Actinopteri; Perciformes; Sebastidae
Gene: serinc5
Product: serine incorporator 5
Exons: 12
Coding region: 144-1523 (459 amino acids)
Cellular component (GO): membrane
Source: RefSeq, a predicted model, not a curated record